AUGUCAUCGAAGAUCCCCGAGUCGAAUCUCAGAUUGGAGAGUGGCAGAGUUUCACACUGGUCCUCAGAUUGCGAUGUGGCCGGAGCUAUCGAAAAUGCUGCCAGGUCACAGCUGGAUACUCCCGCUGAUCAACGGGCCGCGUUGCUUGCUGUGGAGAAGGCAAUCAGGGAAAGCGACGUCAUCAAAGAUUCCUCGACUAUAGAUCUUUACGAUUGGGCAUGUACCGGACUUGGUGAAGACUAUAGCAAGACUAUUGGCGCACUGCGCCUGUCUUUCGUCAAAAGUGCUUGGAAGCCCGGCAAUGCGAAUCAAGAAGCAUUCAAAUCAUUCUACGCAUGUGUUGCCAAUGGUGACUGGGAGAAUGCGCAAAAGAUCGCUGCAAUCAUGGACCAGAAGCUCCCUAGCGAGUCUAGACCUCACUUCUCCAACAUCCUGGCGUACUAUGUCCUAUCGUCCCGGCUACCAGUGACAGACCCGCGAAAAGCUAUGUUUCGUACACUGGCUCAGCGGCUGACCGAAAAAGCUUAUGGCUUACGGGACAAUACGCCCAAUUCAAAGGACUAUCCUCCCCGAGCAAUUGCCACUGAAGAAGAAAUGCGUUUGUGGCUAAAGAUCCAGGUCGAGACAAGACAAUCGGACAGUGAGGCCCGCGCGUUUCUCGACAAACCUGAAUGCAACGCUCUGAAGCAUCUGUCUGAAGGCCACGUAUCUGUCUUUAAGGAGAUUAUGAGUCUUCUGGAACAACAUCAAGUCUGGGAAGCAUUAUUCCAUAUCUCACAAGAGCUGUUCGAUCGAGGACUGGAAUACUUGAUUGAAGCCCAAAGUUCCACGGAAUCCGAGCCUGACUCAAUGACUGACUCGGAAAGGAAGAAGCAUGAGGCAAUGAAAGUCAUUCAAGAAUUCACAGCCUCUCGGUCCGAGGAACUUUCUGAGGUCAAGAAGGCGGCCGAGGCCCGUGCUUUCCGAAGUGCAGUUAUGGACUGGUCUCUGUGGAAGCAGUUCAUCGGCGCUGCUGUUCAACUUCAGGAUCACAAGAGGGCUCUCAAACAGUUACAAAACUUCGUGACGAAGGUCUCUAAAAGUGCCAAGCUUCCGAGUAUAUACAAGAAGCAGAUGGAGCUUGCCAAUCUCUUAAUCCUGUUUGGACGAUCGCAGUCAAACACUUCGACUUCGGACGAGAACAUUUCGGAAUCUCGUAUCAACUAUCUCGUUGCAUUCGUCGUCGCAAACUACAACCUUGUGUCUUGUUUUGAUGACCUCAAGCCGUACCUUGAGCAGCUCUCUUUCGACGAAACGAAGGUCUUCCUUGAGCGGAUUGGGCAAGAGGGAGAGAAAGAGACCAACGACACGUUCCAGAACCUGAUGCUACUAACCCUUCGGUUGAGGUUCCGAUAUCUCUUUACCUCCUCGCCCAAAUCGUUGUCAACAUCUGCCGGGGACGCUUCUAGCAGGUGCAACUUUUGUCAGAAUAUCGUCCAGGACGGUCCUUGCUUCAGCAACAGAGAUCUCCGGGCACGCAUUGACUCGGAGGAUGUCGAUCCCUUCGCCGACAUGACCAUCAUCGGAACUACUUGCUUGCUGAAAAUGGCAGGCUUCGGCGACGAGCGGAGGGGCUCGACCAUGGAGUCAAUCAAUCUCAAGCUGGUCUUAUGGGCUCUCUCGUGGUUGAAUGCCAAAUACAGUCGCACACCCCAGAAAAACCAGGCACUACCGGUCUUCAUGGCCAAGCUCUAUCUCUUGGUCGGGUGUGUCCCCCACGCCAAAAUGCUAUGGGACACUCUCGGGGUCAAGAACGUCACUCUCGAUUCUCUUGGCCCGCUAUUUUCUGAUCGUUUGUCGACCAUAGCACCAGGCAUGUGGCGCCCCACUGGCAGCACUCCGAUGUACCCAUACCACAAGCAUUAUAUGGACGCCAUCCGACAGAACAUCCCCAGAAAUAUCCGAACAUCUCUGGAGCUUGGCAACUUCACCAGCACACUGGGCUUAUUGGCAUUCCAAGACCGUCUAACCCAUAGUUGUACGAUGAUAGUGUCAAACGUGGAAGACAGACGGGGAAUACGGGCGGUUGGUGGCAAGCCUGGGUUCGAUGCCAAAGAUGACCCUUUGCUUCGCUUGAUCGACAACCAGAAGGAGUUCGUCAAUGUGACUGAUAACGCUGCUUUACCAAAUCACGAGUGUGACCCUGCCACCCUAGCAGACAUCAUCAGCAUCGGGCCCGGUCUCUCUGAUACCCGCGCGAAGCUGUCCCUUUUCACAGAGCAGUUCAUCUCCCUCAUCUCCUACAAGGAGCCAAAGGACUUCAAGCCUAUCAAGCCAGCUCAGGUUGCAGAACUUGAGAGGUCCUAUAUUGCUCAGACUGCCCAGAGCAUCCACAUGAAUUUUGCGACACCUUUCUUGCGAUGUCUCGACGCAGCGACAGACAAUGAGACCGUUCCAGUAUUGACAGAUUCCGAAUUCCACUACUUCACUACGAUCAACUUCCUACUCUCGCAUGCGGUCCUGGCCACCGAGCGCCAAUGGAACAAGAGCGCUCCGCGGGACAAGCGAGGCUCGACCAUAGUUGGAAAGAUAGCCGCCCAAAUCAAGUACCAGACCACGUCUCUUGCACUGGUUCGCGAAGAUACUCCAGAGACGGCGAGAGCACUGUGUCACUUCUCAAAUCUGCAUGCCUUGGGUAUGCUGCGCGAAUCAGCAUUGGCUGUGAAGCUCACGGCUGGCUUCCUCGAGCGGCUCAUCGCGCCGGCCAAGAACGAUGCCCCGAAGUGGUUGGCAGACGACGUCAAGGCCUUGCAAAGCGCCGCUACCGAAGCCAACGACUUUGUCAAGAAGCGUAUCAAGGCGCUCAGCGACGCUGCCAACACGUCGGGCUCGCUCGACAGCAUCUCCGAGUAUGCCUUCGGCGGCCUCAUCGACGGCUCCAAGUCCGUAAAUGCUACUCCAGCCACUGCUGCAGAUGGAGAGCUCGAGACCAUGAUCUUUGUGGCCGCCGGCCAGCACGCUGGGUUUGAGAACACGAUUGGAGAGAUUUUGGAUUCGUGGCAAGAGGUCGCCAAGGGCUGGAAUACGGUUAAGCUCGACUAA
Messenger RNA from Neoarthrinium moseri, 3081 nucleotides. RefSeq lists its product as uncharacterized. The transcript has 10 exons. The coding region runs from base 1 to 3081 and encodes 1026 amino acids. NCBI's taxonomy places the organism in Eukaryota, Fungi, Ascomycota, Sordariomycetes, Amphisphaeriales, Apiosporaceae. The record is from RefSeq and is a predicted model, not a curated record.